AUUUACCAAGUUAUUUUCAUGUCUUCGCUCUCAUUACAUUAAAAUAAAUCAUAAACACUAUACUUAUAUUAUACUUUACAAUAUAAACACUUUUACUAGCUUAAGUAAGAGGUCAACUUUUAAUAAUAAAGAGUAAACUAUGUCAGAAUACGAAGAACCAGCGGCGAAAAUGUCGAAAAUAGAGACGAUACCGAAAGAACAUGAAGAUGAACUGGAUGAGGGUCAUGAAGAAUGGCUAAGUGAAGGAAUACUCACAGAUGACGAUUAUAAUCCUGCUAACGAACAAGACUCCAUACCCAACACAAGCCAAGAAGACACCUUAGCCAGUGUAACAGACAUGGCUGAAAUAAGUCACCUGAAUGAGAAGUCGCAAGAUAUGGACAUAAAGUCUGAAAAUGUGGAAAAGGAACUUGAUAAUAUGGGGAGCUCAAAUCAGACGGAGUUUCCUGGGGAGUUGGGGGCGUUUCUCAUAAGGAAGACAGAUGUUAAAGCCGUUGAAUCGAAGAAGGAGGAGAGUGAACUCGACGAGUCGAUGAAACAUUCGGACGACGAUGGUCACGAUACUGAUGAGUUACUGCGGAUGCUCGGUGAAGAUGACAGUAAGAAGGAGAUGAAGAAGGUUGAUCAGAAGCGAACCCAGGAGUCUCAAUCCAGUGAUGACGACGACGAAUAUAUAUUUGAAGGAGCUAAAGUAGCAAGGUUGAAAGUAGCGAAGAAUGCAAUAAUGAAAAAGUAUCCGACUAAGGCUGUACCGGAGGAGAUGAGUGACAAAGAAGGGGAUAGUGAUAUUUCGUCCGACGAGGGUCUGACAGUGAAACGUAUGUUCGGUGUGCCGAGGCGGGGGAAUGUGGCUGCCAAGAGUACCGCCAGGCCCGACAUAAACGCUGUGAAGACCGUCACCAACAAAAUGGUCAGCCUGCACCGGUCUAGUGAUAAGUCCAAAGUAACAUCGACGCCGAUAUCGAAGACUACGUCGGCUCUGAAGUCGCAGUCCAAGAUCCAGAGACCGGAGCCGGAGGAAAUCAUUGAUGAAGAGGAGUUCCUGGAAGAUGACCAGUUCGAUCUGGACGAGGACCUGGGCUCGUCGAUGGAGGGGGAGGACGACGGGGCGGGGGGGCAGCGCCUCAUGCGGCCCGAGCGCAUGGACGAGGACGCGCCCAGCGACCCCGACUCGCAGUCCGACGACGACAGCCUCUACGACGAGCUGCCAUCGUCAGACUCGGACGACUUGAACGAGUGGUUCACGCUCGACGUGCGCUCCGAACGCGCCGGUGACUACAUCCCGCUGUUGGGUGCUAAAGCGCACCAGCUGCUGCUGGCGGAGAAGCAGCGCGUGUCGAGCCGGCUGUCGACGCUGAAGCAGAGCAUGUCCACGCUGGCCGACAGCAGCGCGCAGCAGGCCGACCUGCUGCGGCGCGCCACGCUGCAGCUCGCGGAGCUGGACGCCGCGCUCAAGGCGUAGGGGCCGAAGUGACUACAAGUGAAGUGAAGUGAAGUGAAGUGUCAUUAUCAACGGUUAAUUUGGUGUACAUCGUUUUGGAACAUCUGCAUCUUAGCUGAUGAUUGUGAAUUCAAACCCGGUUGCACCACUGAAUUUUUAUGUGGGGAAUUUGUGUUUAUAAUUCAUACAUUGAGAGCAUCGUGAGGAAAGCUUCAUGUGUAAAAGGAAAUCCGUCACAUGAGCAUCGUUUCGUUCGUUGUAAGGCUUUAGCCCAGCAGUGGGAUAAUUACAGGCUCUUAGUUUUUACUUUACUUUGAUGAUAUUUGACCAAUGUUUGUGAGGCUGAAUGAAUAAAGGUUAAAGACCUUGAUAGUAUGACAUAUACAGGCUGCUGUUUUGUUUUAUAUACAAAGGACUUCGCCUGCAUAGAGUUCGGUUUUUGACUAUAAGAGUACAUACAUAAGGGCACGCGGAUUAAACAGCUCGAUAACGCCGUUUCUUGCUUCUGAAAUACAAUUAUUUCAGGCUGAAAUCCUAACAUUACUGAAAUUAAAUAUAGCCCGAGUUAUUCCUCGUUAAAUUAACUUUCCAAUCGUAAAAUAAUUAUCAAAAUCGGUUCAGUAGUUUCAGAGUUAAUCGAUAACAAACAAACCUUUCCGCUUUGUAAUAUUAAAUGUCGAUGAAAGAUAUCACUGCCUGGAAGUGCGUUAUAUAUGUAUCGUGAUUCAAUUAAAAUAGGUUUAAAGAUUAUUUAUUCCCAUAAAGACAAUUACAUCACUUACACGAGAACACAAUUGAAGAAAUAAAUACAAACAAUUAACAGACAUUCGUUGUCGUACUUACAUUUUUCAAUGGAGAAAAUAACACACAAAUCAUCAAACACGAUUUGAAAACCAAUCUUAUUCCAUUCUACAUACUCGGACAGAUAUUUUUUUAAUAAUAUAAUGAGACAGUCGCUUAUUGAAUAUAUCGAACGAGUCAAUAUUUUUAAUGUCUGAGGGUAAAAUUACAUAUAAAUAUUAAUGCUACUGGUGGUAGGGCUUUGUGCAAGCCCGUCUGGGUAGGUCCCACCCACUCCUCAGAUAUUCUACCGCAAAACAGCAAUACUUGAUAUUGUUGUGUUCCGGUUUGAAGGGUGAGUGAGCCAGUGUAAUUACAGGCACAAGGGACAUAACAUCUUAGUUCCCAAGGUUGGUGGCGCAUUGGCUAUGUAAGCGAUGGUUGACAUUUCUUACAAUGCCAAUGUCUAAGGGCGUUUGGUGACCACUUACCAUCAGGUGGCCCAUACGCUCGUCCACCUUCCUAUUCUACAAAAAAAAAAUAAUAAUACAUAGGUAUAUAAACAUUUUUAUAUUAUAGAAGACAUGUUUUCCACCAAUGAUAUCGCUUCAUUUUAAGGUCACGAUUGUUUAUAUAUCUGAACUCUUGUGGUUUUGUGGUUUGCUUCUGGCUUAGUACUAAAUACUCGAUUUUCGCAUCGCAUUAUAUCGGUUGUCGUUCAUUCCUUGUAUAACCGAUUAUAGUAUAUAAACUGGUGACAUAAAUAUAUAUAUAUAUAUAUAUAUAUAUACUAUUAUAUAAAACUGAAAUGUUUUUAUACUUUGUUAUAUGAAUCGUAAAGAAUUAUAUGUAUAAUAUUAGUUUAUAGUGAAAACAACCGGUAAGUAACUUGUUAUUAUAUUAAUAAGCACUUAUUAUUAGCCGAGGUGGCCCAGUGGUAAGAACGGGUGAAUCUUAACCGAUGGUCGUCGGUUCAAACCCGGGCAAGCAGUAAUGAUACUGAUAAUGAUACAGUACGUACUUGAGGCCUUGGACCGGUUGCAGCGACGUGCCGUACGCAUUAUUGGCGACGUAAAGGUCACAAACACCCUUGAACCUUUACAAUUGCGUCGCGAGAUAGCAGCACUGAGCGCUUUCUAUCGUCUGUAUCACGGCGAGUGCUCUGAGGAAUUAUUCUCUCUAAUUCCUGCUUCCCCCUUCCUUCUUAAGUCCACGCGAGCUGGUUCUCGAUGUCACCGCGUAACUGUGACAUCAAUUCCAUCGCGAACAAAUAAAUUUGGCAACUCCUUUCUUUGUCGCACUUCCAAAAAAUGGAAUUCCUUACCAGCUCACGUGUUCCCCUCCUCUUACAACCCGGGUUCCUUCAAACGAGGCGUGAAGAGGCAUCUUGCGCGGCGAAGGCGGCUAGUGCAGAACGUUUUUCCCGUCUGUACUGGCCGUCGUCGCGUUUGGACUCUACUACCACUUACCAUCAGGUGGAGUAGUCAUUUGCCCUCCCGGCGAAUAUAUAUAUAAAAAAAAAGAAAGAAUUUUCAUGUGCUAAAUUUGUGUUUAUUUUUCAUCUCGUGCUUGACGGUGAAGGAAAACAUCGCGAGGAAACCUGCAUUGUCUAAUUUCACUGAAAUUCUGCCACAUAUGUAUUCCACCAACCCGCAUUGGAGCAGCGUGGUGGUAUAAGCUCCAGACCUUUUUUAGCCCAGCAGUGGGACAUUCACAGGCUGUUACUGUUACUGUAUUAUUAUUAAGUAAAUAAGCUUCUCAUGUGUAUAUUGUUAAAAUAUAACUGUACAUAUUUAGUCAGUCAUUCAAGUAAAGCAAGAUAUUUAGUCUAGAUAUUAGAUAGCAUAUAAGGAAUGUUUAAUAUUAUAAAUAUCUCUUACAGCGCUAGUUUCUAUGAGUGACACUUGCCAAUCUGAUUGCCAUACUUUAAAAAAAAAAAAUUUUUUUUUUUAGUGUCGGCAAACGAGCUGAAUAAAUAAUUAUCUUAAGUAUUAUAAUAAAUAAUGUUACAUAUUUGUUCAAUAAUGAAGCUCCGUAAUCGAAUGGACGAUGUUCGUUUGAACUGUCAUAGAAUUUACGAUAAAAAUAUUACUAUCAUUUGUGUUCUACUAACGAACAAUAUCUCUAUGUUAACAUACAAUAAAUGUUAUAUGCUUUGGCGCCAAAUUAUACUUUAAUUAAAUAAGAAAACUAUAUUUUAAAUAUCAUGCGCUGUCACGGUUGUGUAGACUAGUAGUAUUCUCUCAACGGGCUGGACUUAUAAUUAUAAUGUCGCUACUACACUGUCACGCUGCAUAUAUGUAUACUGUAAUGCAUUAUACAGCCGUAACUUUAAAGUACAAUAGUGUGAAUGCAGCUUUAAAAUCGCUACGCUGUUAUGGAAUUCACAGAAUUAUUUUGUAUGGAAUUUGUUAUUUUUCUAAUUUAUGAAAAUUAUUUGUGUAAACUGUAAAUUUUAUUUUGCGGCACAAUA
This is a messenger RNA of Nymphalis io (European peacock), 4694 nucleotides long. RefSeq names its product serrate RNA effector molecule homolog. The transcript has 11 exons. The record is from RefSeq and is a predicted model, not a curated record. Lineage: Eukaryota; Metazoa; Arthropoda; Insecta; Lepidoptera; Nymphalidae. The coding region runs from base 140 to 1462 and encodes 440 amino acids.